AUGCCUGAGGGUCAACCCGAGCCCGAACCCUCUAUCAGUAAAUGGUUCGAAGAUUCGCAUCCAGGUGAUAUCAAUUAUGAAAAUAAUCGCAGAGGUCCGACAGCUCGUUUCACACAUCGAACACCUCCAUAUAGAGGUGGAAACUUAGACCGUGGCCGUGGUCGUGGCAGUCCUUGGCAACAGCGAAAUUUCAACUUCCAAAGUGGAAAUAUCUACAUACCAACAAACCAAUUUGGUCUGCAAGUAAUCGUAUUUGGCCCAAAUAAUGUGCCACCACCACCACCUGGAUUUCCACAAGGCUAUUGGAACCGAAACACACCUUCUCAACAAUCGAAUCCACUCAAACGUGGAAGUGAGUCUCAGGACCCUUAUCCAGAUCGAAAAAAUAUCAAUCGAUCAGGCUCACCAAAACGCAAUCACCUCGGAGCCAAUAUGUAUGCACCACGUGCCCAGCAAUCGCAGCCAAGUACAUCUAUAUUCGCCAACUUUAAGCCUGGUAAUCCCAAUCCUGGAUCACAGCAAAGGCCUCCAAUAAAACAGGAAUCUAAAUUUGGUGGCUUCAAUCGCCUUACGGGUAGUGCUCACUGGACAACCGCCAAGGUAUUGCCUAAAGAGGAAUCGAUAUUCGGUGGUUAUGAUCGUUUUGCGGGUAAUGCUCACUUGGGUUCACUACAACCUCACCAAUCACAACCAAGAUUACCAAUAAAACAGGAAUCCAAGUUUGAUGGCGCCAAUGGCUGCAUUGUACAGCAGCCAAAUGUACUUCUGAACGCAGUAACUACUACAUUGACAGAUUCACGGAGCGUAGUAAAUCAGUUGUCAGACACUUAUCGCCAACCACGUAUGAGCCAUUCUGGAGCACCACACCAGCCUGAACGAGCACUUGAUAACAUGAUCAAAAACGAGGAGGAAGAAGAGCCUUCUCAACCUUCUACCUCAAUCCCGAGGCCACCUAAGCCUGUCGUCAUCGUUACCGGAAACCUUCUUGGUGAUCCAAGUUCGCCAAAGGGUUUGAAAGAUCGUGCUAAAACAGAAGCAAUUUGCGAGAAAGCUGAGGGUCCCUUACCCCCAACCAUUCAGCCGAAGAUAUUGCCUAAUGGUAGAAAAGCUGGUGUUUUUAUCGAUCAAGAAAAGAAAUUCCGGACCACUGGAGUGUAUCAAUACUUCGAUCCGGGUUGCUUCAACUGUGGCAGUAGUGAUCAUGAGGGCUCGAUGUGUAAGGAGGGCUGCUAUCGAUGUGGGAAGGACCAUCAGCUUCCACAGUGUCCAUACAACAUGUGA
Messenger RNA from Botrytis sinoallii, 1281 nucleotides. RefSeq lists its product as uncharacterized. The record is from RefSeq and is a predicted model, not a curated record. Bases 1 to 1281 code for a protein of 426 amino acids. NCBI's taxonomy places the organism in Eukaryota, Fungi, Ascomycota, Leotiomycetes, Helotiales, Sclerotiniaceae. The transcript has 3 exons.